AUGGCGCCUGGCGAGGCGGAUCGUCUACUCGAAGCUCAACUCAAGAAGUGGCGUGACGGAAUUUCUGUCCUGGGCGACAAGUCCACUCGUCUACCGACCCAUCGUGGCGCUACGGUAGAAGCGCUCGUUCGGGUUGAAAACGUCCUAUUGGACACGGGUGCCGACGUAAACGUGGUUACGCGCGGCGUCGUGGACGUGUUGGCUGUGAAGGGCGCGAGCGUGACGGUCACGGAGCAUGAAACGGCUCGGCUGGUCUACCCGUAUGGCGUCAAGGCAGAGCCGCUGCGGAUGAAGCGAAGC
Molecule: messenger RNA, 300 nt
Organism: Aphanomyces invadans
Lineage: Eukaryota; Oomycota; Saprolegniomycetes; Saprolegniales; Verrucalvaceae
Exons: 1
Biological process (GO): proteolysis
Molecular function (GO): aspartic-type endopeptidase activity
Source: RefSeq, a predicted model, not a curated record